GCCACCGCCUGGGCCCCGGAAUGCCCGGGAUCUCCGCCCGGCACCUCUCUCACGAAGAGAGGAGACAGCUAGCGGUGAAUCUCACCCGGGUCGUGACGCUCUACCGUUCCAUCCUGGACGCCUACAUCAUCGAAUUUUUCACAGACAACCUGUGGGGCACACUCCCUUGCUCGUGGCAGGAAGCACUGGAUGGACUGAACCCGCCACAGCUGGCCACGCUGCUGCUGGGGAUGCCUAGAGAAGGGGAAGUGGCCAGGUACAGGUCGGUGUGGCCACUCACCCUGCUGGCCCUGAAGUCCACAGCCUAUGCCCUGGCCUUUACCCGGACGCCUGGGUUUCAGACCCCCUCAGAGUUCCUGGAGAAUCCCAGCCAGAGUUCCCGGCUGACAGCUCCAUUCCGGAAACAUGUCAGGCCCAAGAAGCAGCAUGAGAUUCGGAGGCUGGGAGAGCUGGUGAAGAAGCUGAGUGACCUCACAGGCUGCACCCAGGUUGUGGAUGUAGGCUCAGGCCAGGGCCAUCUCUCCCGCUUCAUGUCCCUGGGGCUGGGGCUGACGGUAAAGAGCAUUGAAGGGGAUCAGAGACUGGUGGAGAGAGCCCAGCGCCUAGACCAGGAGCUCCUACAGACUCUGGAGAAAGAGGAGAAGAGGAACCCAAAGGUGGUCCACACUGGCCCCCGUCACCCCCCACACCACGUGGUUAGGUGGGUAGACCCCACGGCCCUGUGCGAGGAGCUCCUGCUUCCACUGGAGACCUCGCCUCAGAGCGGGGCCCGCCUGCUGCUGACGGGCCUCCACGCCUGCGGGGACCUGAGUGUCGCCUUGCUGAGGCACUUCUCCUGCUGCCCUGAGGUGGUGGCCCUGGCUUCAGUGGGCUGCUGCUACAUGAAGCUGAGUGACCCUGGCGGCUACCCACUCAGUCAGUGGGUGGCUGGGCUGCCCGGCUGUGAACUGCCCUACAGGCUUCGGGAGGGGGCCUGCCACGCCCUGGAGGAAUAUGCUGAGCGGCUACAGAAAGCAGGCCCCAGCCUCAGAACCCACUGCUACCGCGCAGCACUGGAGACCGUCAUCCGGUGUGCCCAGCCUGAGCUCCGGCGGCCAGGCGUGCAGGGGAUUCCCAGGGUCCACGAGCUCAAGAUUGAAGAAUAUGUGCAGCGGGGGCUACAGCGGGUGGGGCUGGACCCCCACCUGCCACUGAAUGUGGCUGUCCUUCGAGCUCACCAGGCCCAGGAGAACCGUGUGGUGGCCUUCUUCAGCCUAGCCCUGCUGCUGGCCCCACUGGUGGAGACUCUGAUUCUACUGGACCGGCUGCUCUACCUUCAGGAGCAGGGCUUCCACGCUGAGCUCCUGCCCAUCUUCAGUCCCGAACUCUCGCCAAGAAACCUGGUUCUGGUGGCCACCAAAGGGCCUCUAGGUGAGGCCUUCUCUCUUCUGGAGACUGAAGACAGCUGACGCAGCCAGAGGAAGGGCGCAUCUCAGACCCCAUCUGAAACUGCCAGGCACCACGCUGGGAGUCAGUCUUCGCCUCCUCAGCCAGAGAACCAGCAUCCUGCAUCCUCCCUGGCAUCUGGGUUCCCUACAAACCAGCGUCAUAACCUUUCUCUCCCUGUGUAUGUUAUAUAAUAUUAUGCAGAAGUUUAUUUUCAACUUAUUAAAAAAUUGAAGUCUG
This is a messenger RNA of Cervus elaphus (red deer), 1665 nucleotides long. RefSeq names its product methyltransferase like 25B (gene METTL25B). Lineage: Eukaryota; Metazoa; Chordata; Mammalia; Artiodactyla; Cervidae. The coding region runs from base 21 to 1448 and encodes 475 amino acids. Gene Ontology annotation, molecular function: rRNA (adenine-N6,N6-)-dimethyltransferase activity. Gene Ontology annotation, biological process: rRNA modification. The transcript is spliced from 8 exons. The record is from RefSeq and is a predicted model, not a curated record.